AGUUUUUACCGAGACCACAAUUAUCAUCCAGUGAAAACGCUUCUUACGCACCAAAAUGGAUAUUUAGAGAGUGCUCUGCCCAGUGUGUCCAAAGAUCUUCAAUCGUGAUCACGCCGGAGCACCAGGAUGAGAGCAAAGGAUGUUUGACUUCAAAACCUGCCUCCUGGAUCUUAUUCGUGGCGUCCAAGUGAGCCCCAAGCCGAAGAAGAGCCUGAAGGAGAUGUCAACGCAGUACUCGAGCAAUUUCAUGCAGAAAUACAACGAUGUCAACAUAAUUCAUUUCAACGAGAAUAUGUCCAUGGCCAGCAAGGGCAGCACCCUCAAGUUCUCACCACGAGCUCGGGUUCCGGGAGCUUUCAGGACCAGUCCUAUCAGCAAUAGUUUCUCCAUUCGUAGUAAAUCUGGGAGCAUCUUUGACGGCGCUUGUUACGAGUUCAGCUCAGACGAUCGCGCGUCAGACGACACACUGACUUCUUGCACGGAGGACACGGACGAUGGUGAGGAGGGUGGCCGAUUCAGCGACACAAGAGCCACCGCCAGUCCAAUGGAUUCCUUCUGUACACUCUGCACAUCUAGCUUCAGUUUCAACAACUGCAAUGCUUGCGAGGGCAGCGCUUGCAGCUCCAAAUGUAGUGCAGACAGUAAUUGUUUCUGCUGCCUGGAUCGCAGCAUCGGCAGGAUGGAAUGCUUGAGUUGCUUCACGGUGUUGUUGAGGAUUUGCAUGCGUGCCUCCGACAGCACUGAAAAUUCCACGAUGUUUGGUGAAAAUGACACGGAAAGCGGCAGUGGAUGGAAUGAGGAAAACAGCAAGAGCUUCACCUACUACGGUGGAAGGCGUGUUAGUGCCAGAAAUACAGCUGUUCGCUGUCCAAAUGUGCUGAACGCCGCGGCAGACGGUGAUUGGAUCCUUGGCUACACGGAGCAUGAGGCCAAUUUUCGCCCGUGGCGCGCGGGAGAGAGUUUCUGCUACUUUGAACUCGUGCCCUGGCGUCAGACGCGCCGUCAGCUCGACAUUGUGCGAACAGUCGCGUGGGAGCCGCCGCUGGCGAGCCCGGUGGACAAGAUUGACCGGCGACACGCGAAGCGAUGCCACCGGAUUGAGGAGGAGCGCUCGCACAGGUUACUAAAGCGGCGUCUGCAGCAUGAGAGGAACGUGAAGCGACACAUCCGAGUACGCAUCAUGAUUGCCAUGGAGCUGAGAAACCGCUCCAAGGAGAUUCCCAUUCCGCCACGGAUCAGACCACGACACUUCAACCGCAUGCGAGAGCGAUCUGACACCUCGGAGAGCUCGUGGUCGGAGGCGUGUAUUGAGGAGCGCAUCCUCCGCCACUGGGGUUACUUCAGCCAGCGCCAGAAGCACUGGGGAUCGUCCGUGGGGGCGGAGAAAGUGCUGAAUAGUGAAAAGACUCUCAGCAGUAUUCCGUGGAAAGUGGAGACUUUCGCCAUGAAGACAGGAAGUGUGGUUGAAAUUGAGGAAGUGAGCAACACGGGGGAAGGAUAUUCAGUGAUUCGGAAAUUAUGUGAUAAUUGUCGAAGAACCACGGUGGGUUGCAGCGAGCCAGUUGAGUCCAGAACCCACUCCCAUCUGGACUCAACAUCCCAAUCCCCCACCAUGCCGUCCGUGGAGCGUCCGGCCGGAGGUGCGCUGGCCCUCCACUACGCCGCAGCGCGUGGAUGCUUGGACUGCGUCCGCCUGCUCGUGGAGGCGUCGCCGGACAUCAGUGCCAACACGCAGAUGGACAACGACGUCACUCCCGUUUAUUUGGCCGCCCAGGAGGGACACUUGGAGGUGCUGAAGUUUCUCGUUCUCGAAGCCGGAGGGUCACUGUAUGUCCGAGCCCGCGAUGGCAUGGCGCCCAUUCAUGCGGCAUCUCAGAUGGGCUGCCUUGACUGUCUCAAGUGGAUGGUGGAGGAACAGGGAGUUGAUCCGAACCUGCGCGAUGGUGACGGAGCCACACCACUCCACUUUGCCGCCUCUCGUGGUCACCUGUCCGCUGUCCGAUGGCUCCUCAAUCACGGCGCUCGCUUGUCACUUGAUAAAUAUGGAAAGAGUCCAAUUAACGAUGCCGCAGAGAAUCAACAAGUUGAAUGCCUGAAUGUGCUGGUGCAGCACGGAACCACGCCGGAUCAUCACAAUUCGGAGGGGAACUAUCGCUCGAAGGCCAGCAAGAAAUACAACAAUGGCUACUACAGUGCCAAACAGUCGUCACACCACAUGGCGGGCAAUCAGAAUCACGCGGAGCGCCACAAAGUCACAUCCAAGUCCUCGUCAGCACACAGCUCGGAUACAGAACCGUUCUACUUGCAUCCGCCUACUGUGCGCCCGGACGGCGUGUACACGCGAUCACGAUCACCGCCCGAUCAGUCGGUCUAUGGCCCAGUGGUGCCCAAUGAUGGCCUGUACGUGAACCCCAUGCGAAAUGGCUCCCUCACACCACCCAGUCCGGGCGGCAGUAUUUCUGGUGAGUCGUUCUACCUUCACGAUCCCCAAGAAGUCAUCUACAACAGGGUGAAGGACCUCUUUGACUCGGACAGCAGCAACAAAGACGGCAGUACUGGUGGAGGGCCACAUCCGAACGCCCUGACAGUCCAAGUGGAAGUCCACUCCAGCAGCAGCGGUGCUGGAAGUGGGUCCGAGGAGAGUCUGUCGGUGGCGUCAUCAGCUUCAGACUCGGCUCCCGCAAUUCCUUCGCUGAAUCGUUCCGGCGGAGCCAACAACACGGCCACAAAUCACGAUCACGACUACGAGGACAUUUACUUGGUGCGAGAGGAGGCCCGCGGGACGCCCACGAAGGCGGUGGGCGUCGCGAAGGGGGCCCAGGGAAGGAGUCGCUCGCGCGACAGUGGGUCACACAGUCGUUCGGCGAGCGCCAGCUCCAACCACAGCAAUGACAUCGUGGUGCAGUAUUCGAGUGGUGGCGUCAGCAAUCUCCUCAAGAAGCGCAACAUCCUCAAGGACUCCACGGCGGCCAAGGGCAAGUACGAUAUGCCACGCAAGACCACCGAGGUGUACAACUCUAAGAACUUCUCCGGCAGCAAGGGUGGCUCUCCGGUGCUCAAAAAUGAUACUUACGAAAGCGUUUGCGCACCGGAAGACACUCAGGAGCGCCUCAAGGUGGCUCAGAGGCACUCAACGGCCAAGGGGGCGGCCGCAGGCGGGACUGGAAGUGUUUGUGGAGCACGACAGCUCCUCAAGAGAGUCGUGUCGGCACCGAUUACCAAUAAUGAAACCAAGGUUGUUGGUCCUCCACCGCCACCACUUCCACCCCCUCUCAAGGCGCCCAGUCACACCACGAGCUGCAGCAACAACUCCCAGUCAUCCACCAUGUCCACCACUGGCUCCUCGCACUCCAUGGACAACCAGGUGGCGCAGAAUGAGGUGGAAAGUCCACCCGACUCGGACUCUGGCCUCGAAGUUGUCGAGGAGCCAACACUCAGACCUUCGGACCUCGUGCGAGGGAAUCACAAUCGCAGCAUGUCGACAGUGUCCGCAAAUAAGAAAGCCAAAUUGAUCAACGGCAGCGGCAGCCACUUGGAGGAGAGUCAGUGUUAUUCACACCUUGGCGGUGAACGGCCCAGCUCGCGUCCAGGUGGACCGAAUCUCGUCAAUAAACAGCUUGUGCUGCCAUUUGUGCCGCCCAGUUUCCCUAAUGGGUCAAUGUUGGACGGCUCAAAUCACCUGAUCAAACCAUCAGAGUAUCUCAAGUCUAUCAGUGAUAAACGGUCCAGUGCAUCCUCAGCGAGGUCCACGGACACGGAGGAUUAUAUGCAGUUGUCGCAGACGACAUCACCGCUUCCACCCGCCGUUCCGGAUCCACCUCGGCCUCCGCCACCGCCACCGGCGCCCCCGUCGCAGUGCGCCGUGCCGCCCAAGCAGGCCCCAACGCAGCCGCCGGCGCAGGACACGGCCACGAGGAAGCAACAACAGCCGCUCUCGGCGAUCUCCAUUCAGGACCUCAACAGCGUGCAGUUGCGUCGAACGUCGGACAAAAUGCUGGGAAAGACGUUUUCGGCUCCCACGCGGAGCAUGAGCAUGCAGUGUCUGUCGAGCACAAAUGAGUCCUUCCUGUCGCAGAAGACGGAUCUAAUAGCGGAGUUGAAGCUGAGCAAGGACAUUCCUGGGAUCAAGAAGAUGAAGGUGGAACGUGCCAAGAUGGAGAAUCGCCACGAGAAGGAGUUGUACAUGGACAUUUCUAAGCAGUUCACGGCUUCAAAUUUCGUAGAACAGAAAUGUUCACAGGUGCCGGAUAAGGAUCAGGCGGGCAACAUUAUUCCGGACUGGAAGCGACAGAUGCUGGCGAAGAAGGCGGCGGAGAGGGCUAAGAAGGAAUUUGAGGAGAGAAUGGCUCGUGAGGCGGAAGAUCGGCGACUCCAGGCGAUUCCACAGUGGAAGAGAGAUCUGUUAGCCAGACGAGAGGAAGCGGAGAAUAAACUGAAAGCUACCGUUUAUACGCCACGUGUGGAAGAGAGCUCCCGCCUGUCCAACAGCUGGAGACUCGCCCAGAGAGCCAUGUCCAUUGACAACAUCAGCUUCUUGCCCAGCGGUGGCGAGGAGAAAAUUCUGUCCAACAAGGAGAACACCAACGGCCACGAGGAGUCAUCACCAGUGAAUGGGACGUCUAUGAAUGGAUCUGUGGAGCAGAAUCUGCACAAGGAGCCGGCACAGCAGGACGAGAAUGAGAAUAUCAUCCCUUGGCGGGCGCAACUGAGGAAAACCAACAGUCGGCUCAGUCUAAUCGGAUAGUUUGUGAUUUGCAGGCGAUUUAUAGCUGUGGACAAGAUAUAUAAGAAGAGUAAUGAAUAUCAAAGAUAAGAUGCAAUACUAGGCGUUAAAGCAUAGGAAGAUUUUACUGUAAAUCAUGUUUUCUUAUUCAUACCGUUUCUACAUAACUGACAUUUAUUAUUAUAUUAUAUGUGAUUUUUGUCUCUUAAUAAAUAUAGUUGCGACUAGAGCAGCUAUUUCUAGCCCGUAGAGAGCGAAAUGCGAUGAAAAUGUGAGAGAAAAUUGAGGAAAAACUACUGUAACGUGUGUAAUAUAGCGCAAAAAUAGUUAAAUACUGGCUUCAAAAUCAUUUGUAAUGUUUAACGUAAAUAACUACUAUAUAAAUUGGGCGGGGUACAGUAUAUGAAGUGUAAUUUUAUAGA
This is a messenger RNA of Phlebotomus argentipes, 5145 nucleotides long. RefSeq lists its product as uncharacterized. Gene Ontology annotation, molecular function: actin filament binding. The coding region runs from base 140 to 4744 and encodes 1534 amino acids. Gene Ontology annotation, biological process: actin filament bundle assembly. Gene Ontology annotation, cellular component: cytoplasm. The transcript has 15 exons. NCBI's taxonomy places the organism in Eukaryota, Metazoa, Arthropoda, Insecta, Diptera, Psychodidae. The record is from RefSeq and is a predicted model, not a curated record.